This is a messenger RNA of Malassezia pachydermatis, 1092 nucleotides long. RefSeq names its product ornithine carbamoyltransferase. Gene Ontology annotation, molecular function: amino acid binding; ornithine carbamoyltransferase activity. Gene Ontology annotation, cellular component: mitochondrion. Gene Ontology annotation, biological process: L-citrulline biosynthetic process. Lineage: Eukaryota; Fungi; Basidiomycota; Malasseziomycetes; Malasseziales; Malasseziaceae. The coding region runs from base 1 to 1092 and encodes 363 amino acids. The transcript has 5 exons. The record is from RefSeq and is a predicted model, not a curated record.
AUGUCGUUCACGCACUUGAUGCAAUCACUUCCUCGCACUGCGCCUGCCUUGGCAAAGUCAGCAUGCAGGCGUUCUUUGUGGACGAACAGUGCUGGUGUGAAGAGCCUGCUGACACUGGCUGAUCUCCCUGUCGAGCAGAUUGACGGACUGCUGCAGCGUUCGGCUGCCUUGAAACACAUCGCCAAACACACAGUGCAAGGUCCUUCUGGUUUGGAAAAGUCUUUGCAUAGCAAGACCAUUGCUAUCAUGUUUAGCAAGCGUAGCACACGUACGCGGGUCUCAAGUGAAUCUAGUGUUGCAGCGCUGGGCGGCCACCCCAUGUUCCUUUCCCCCUCUGAUAUCCAACUGGGUGUGAAUGAGUCAUUGUACGAUACUGCCAAAGUUGUCAGCUCUAUGGUUGAUGGUAUUAUGGCUCGGGUGGGUGGACAUGAUGAAAUUACGACCCUCGCCGCCAACUCGACUGUACCUGUGAUCAAUGCCUUGUCGAGUCGCUUCCACCCCACGCAGAUUCUCGCCGACCUUCUUACGAUGCUGGAAGUGGAAGCCAAUGGUGGUCCCAUUCCGUCCGUGACUGCCUUGGCUGGCAAGAAGGUGGCCUGGGUCGGUGACUCGAACAACAUUCUGAACGAUAUGCUUGUGGCGUACCCACGUAUCGGUAUGGACCUUAGUGUUGCAGCACCCAAGGGAUCUAUGUAUGCUCCUGAUCCUAUUGUAUGGGACUUAAUGGAAAAAGAGCUUGCCGCCAUGCCUGCCAGUGCUACGAAGGGCAAUGCCACCUGGAGCCACGAUCCAGCCGAAGCAGUGCGUGGCGCUGACUACAUUGUCACCGACACAUGGAUCUCUAUGGGUGACGAGGCGCAAAAGGAUCAGCGUCUCCGCGACUUUGCCGGGUUCCAGGUGACUGAGACCCUGGCAAGCCAAGGCGGCGCGAAGCCGGAUUGGAAGUUUUUGCACUGCCUUCCCCGAAAGGCUGAAGAAGUAUCUGAUGAGGUAUUUUACGGCCCUCGUUCCCUUGUUUUCCCUGAGGCAGAGAACCGCAAAUGGACCAUCAUGGCUUGCUUUGACUGGGUCUUUGGUGGGAAAGACUUGUAA